GACUGAUGUGCGGUGCCUGAAUAAGCGGAGCAGGCAGGCCCCAACAUGUUUUUCUUUUGAAAAAAAAAGGUGCACGCGCUAAACAAGUAUUCAUCAUCUUUUUUUAUAAGUCUCAAAAAUGUCCAAUAUUAAAAUGUUAAACAAGAAGGAGGAGACCGAUGGUGAUGUGGAGGUUUCCUGGGUUGACCAACAAAGAAUCAAUGAAUUCAGUAAAUAUAACGCAAAGAUUGAUGAUCUCGAAGAUCAAUAUGAAAAAGUCAAGCAAGAAAAGGAAUACUUGGAUGACGUUGCCAUGGAAUUAGAGUUGGCCGAUGAGGAUGAACAUGUGCGUUACAAGGUCGGUGAUGCUUUUGUGCAUGUGACUGCAGCCGAAGCCAUUGAAAAGGUGGAAAAGGAAUCCGAGAAAUUAAACCUGCGAUUAGAAGAUGUCAAGCAUCAAAUUACAAUUGUUCAAGGCAAGAUGGAAGGGUUAAAAAAGGAAUUGUACGCCAAGUUCGGCAAUGCCAUCAACUUGGAGAAAGAAUAAACUUUUACUUUUUAUUAUUAUAAU
Molecule: messenger RNA, 550 nt
Organism: Mucor mucedo
Lineage: Eukaryota; Fungi; Mucoromycota; Mucoromycetes; Mucorales; Mucoraceae
Product: Prefoldin subunit-domain-containing protein
Exons: 3
Coding region: 119-526 (135 amino acids)
Biological process (GO): protein folding
Cellular component (GO): cytoplasm; prefoldin complex
Source: RefSeq, a predicted model, not a curated record